Balearica regulorum gibbericeps (East African grey crowned-crane) is the source of this 477-nucleotide messenger RNA. It is a transcript of the gene TAFA4, whose product is annotated as TAFA chemokine like family member 4. Gene Ontology annotation, molecular function: receptor ligand activity. The record is from RefSeq and is a predicted model, not a curated record. NCBI's taxonomy places the organism in Eukaryota, Metazoa, Chordata, Aves, Gruiformes, Gruidae.
AUGGGAAUCUGGAAUAACUAUGAAAAACACACUGAAAUAAUUGUGUUUGACUGGAACAAAAUUCUUGCAAAGUCCCCAAGGAUGAGAUUCUGUGCCAAAUCAAUGCUUCUAUCUGACUGGCUCUUUCUGGUCUAUGUGUUAAUGGUCUGCUGUAAAUUGUUGUCCGCCUCUAGCCACCAUCCCCGGGGGCACACAGGCCAGCACCAAGUCAAGCAAGGGACAUGUGAAGUUGUGGCAGUGCAUCGUUGCUGCAAUAAGAACCGGAUUGAAGAAAGAUCGCAAACAGUCAAGUGCUCCUGCUUCCCAGGGCAGGUGGCUGGUACGACAAGAGCUCAGCCCUCGUGCGUGGAAGCUUCCAUUGUCCUACAGAAGUGGUGGUGUCAUAUGAACCCCUGUUUGGAUGGAGAGGACUGUAAAGUACUACCAGACUAUUCAGGUUGGUCAUGCAGCAGUGGAAAUAAAGUCAAAACCACAAAG